AUGUGCCGAUUCAAUAUACAGAAGUUUCUACUACCCUUAGAUAACAGUUUAUUUACUAGAAUUAGACCUCUAAUUUACGGACCUAGAGAAAUGGUGAAACCGCAUUUACAUUUAUGCAUUGCACGGGGUGAAGACGUUCACUAUCUUAAAAGAUUUGGAUUGGACCAUGUUUGGGGAAAAAUUUACUUCAUAAGUUUGCACAUUUGGCUUGUUAAUCGCAGAUUUCAUGCCAACAGAAAUCGCAUACGUAAAAUCGUUAUUUGGGAUAUGCUGUGGGAGUACAUUCGUUAUUUGAUGUUUAACAUCGAAGUACGCGAAGGAAACUUUGGUAAAACGUUGAAAAAGGUGCAAGAACAGGUCUACGGUCUAUCAUUAGCUCUGGACCAAUCCCUUGAUACGUGCCAACUCGAAGCUGAACAAUUGGCAGCCAUGAAAUAUGCCCUAUGGGUAUUUUUAUAUAAUAUGGACAAGCAAAUGGAGUAUAGCAAUGCACUAAUGAAUGUAACAAUGUAUGUAAUGGACAUGAACAACUUUAUCGCAUUAUUACCCAAGGAAGAGUUUAAGCAGGGUGCUUUUAUAUGGCCACACUAG
Molecule: messenger RNA, 591 nt
Organism: Babesia microti strain RI
Lineage: Eukaryota; Apicomplexa; Aconoidasida; Piroplasmida; Babesiidae
Product: conserved Plasmodium protein, unknown function
Exons: 6
Coding region: 1-591 (196 amino acids)
Source: RefSeq, a predicted model, not a curated record